CCCCAAAGUUGGCGCUGAGCUAUUCCCCACAAUGACAGGCUAACUACUCAGACAUCAAAGAGACGUUUCCGCUGCUAGAGUCGCUCGGAAUUUAUCACAACAUGCCUCUACAUUUACUAGGCAAAAAGUCAUGGAACGUCUACAACCCCGCCAACAUCGCCCGCGUCAAGGCCGACGAAGAUGCUGCCGCCGCCCGCGAAGCCGCAGAUGAGCAGCGCAUGCAAGACCUCGACGCAGAACGACGCGCCGCCAUACUACGAGGUCUCACACCCCCGCCACUCCCCGAAGCAGAUCCAGAAAAGGACGCUGAACGAGAAAGGGAAAACGGUAAACGCGACCGCGGCCAUGACAAGAAGCGGAGGAAACUCGCCGGCGAAGACGACACAGACAUGGAUAUCCGACUAGCAGCGUCUAUCACAGCCCCCAAAGGCGUCGACGACGACGACGGAACAAAAGUCCUGAAGCUCCGCACCUCAGCCAGCGACGCCCCGCUCACCGACCACGCCGGCAACAUCAACCUGUUCCCCGUGGACGUCAAGGAGGCCAUGAAACGCGAGAAGAACGCCGAGCUCGAGAGAGAGAAGCAGAAGAAGCGAAAAGCACUCGAGGACCAAUAUACCAUGCGCUUCUCGAACGCAGCCGGCAGAGGGGGAACAACCCAGCCCUGGUAUUCUUUAUCGGCACACAAAGAGCCGUCGCAAGACGCCAGACCAAGCGAGAAUCUGGCAGCCUUGGAAAGCAAAAACGUCUGGGGCGACGAAGACCCGCUACGUAAAACCAGGGAACAAGCUCGUAUAAGCUCCAACGACCCCUUUGCUUUCAUGCAGAAAGCGCAAUCCCAGCUGAAGAAGUCAAAAGAGGACAAGAAGAGAUGGGCCGCGGAGCGUAAGCGAGAGUUGAUGGAGCUGCGAAACGAGCAGGAGAGGGAUGACCGGAGUAGGCAGCAUAAAAGGAGGAGGAAACAAGACGAUGGUGCGGAGGUUUCGUCGCAUCACUCUGAUCGUCACGGUGAUAAGGAUGUGUUGUCGAGACACAGGUCUCGUCGUAGAAGUCGGAGUCGCAGCCGUGAGAGGAAGCACGAUCUUGACGCUGGGCGGAGACGGGAAAGGCGGCGGAGUAGGAGUCGAAGUAGAGACCGCGAUAGGGGGAGUAAUCAUAGACACACUUUGCACAGUAAGGAUAGAGAUACUCGGGACGACCGGGCGAGACAUCGUGAAACGGGGCCCCUACAGAGAGAAACUUGAUCAUCGCAAGUAGAAGUGAGGGGGAGUCUAUCCAAGACUUUUAAUCUGCCGCCGUGCAAAUAUCUUCUCUACACAAUCAUACCUUGCACACUCUCCAAC
Messenger RNA from Dothidotthia symphoricarpi CBS 119687, 1343 nucleotides. RefSeq lists its product as uncharacterized. Bases 102 to 1244 code for a protein of 380 amino acids. The record is from RefSeq and is a predicted model, not a curated record. The transcript has 3 exons. Lineage: Eukaryota; Fungi; Ascomycota; Dothideomycetes; Pleosporales; Dothidotthiaceae.